GUGUGAUUUCCAAGUUGCCAGCUCUGGGACUCAAACCGUGGUCUGCCACAUGGAAGUCUAGUUAGUGCCUUAACCACCACAUCACCUUCUGGCCCCGAAACAGGUUGAAUGUUUAAUUUCUUGAGGGAGAGAGCCUGAGAUAAACAGAGAUAGAGACACACACUCUCCUCUGAGCCUUCACAGAGAUAACCCACCCCCAGCCUUCCUGGGGUGCACAGGGAGAUGUCAGUAGGAAGACCUGGGACCUUCACAGGAGGCCUCAAUGUUGGAUGUUGCCGAGCGUGGCUUUACUGUCACACUGCAGGUUUCAGUCUGAAGAUCAUCAAGGAGAAAUGGACAAGGAGGAACUUUGGAGAAACUAAGAGAGCAAAGUAAACUGCAAGAAUAAUUAGCCAGACAGACAAACUCCCUAAACCUCUUUUACUACCCUGAUGUCCCAAGAGUCACGUUUAAAAGUUACAAAAUCUUUGUGGGUUAUGUCAAAGGCAAUUUGUAGAAAGGGCAUAGGAUUCAAGUUCCCUGAAGCCUCUCGGCCUUUUUGAUUAGUAAAAUUGGGAAAAUAACCAAUGUUACCUCCUAGGACUGUAAUUUCAACAAGAGAAACACCAGCAGGUCCUCACAGAAGGAGGGCUGGGGUGCAGUGCCCGACACACUGCCAGUUUUGAAUCUCAGCCCAAUUCGCAGCUCUUCUCUCUGGAGUCAUUUGAGAGCACGUGACUGCGCUGCUCAGGGCUGGAAGGCUGGAGUUAUUACCUGAAUGUGGCUAGACAAUGAAUUAUUUGACAAACACUGACAUUUUAAAAGUAUCCGAAGCCACCCAAGUCUGAGGACAUUAUUAAUACAGGCUCUUCCAUAGGCAGAGCUAUUUUACCAAGAGAAAAAAAAAAAAAGGUCCCAUCUGUGUUCUAAGGUCACAUCGCCUUCAAGAGGUAAGAAGCCCUGACACCUUCGUCUUUGAAGCGCAGGAAUUCUGGAGCGCUCUCGGCACCCUUCCCCUUCUGAUAGGGAUCCAACCGCCCCCCGCACCGCGCGUCACAGACAGUUCCUGGUGCGGGGCCAGCGUGUUUACUUCUUCCGCCCUCCGGCGGGUAGAAAAUCGAGCCCGCGGCAGCCGGGAGGGCUGGCCGGGCGCGCAACUCCGCGGGCGGCCGGGGGACCCUGCGGGGGAAGACCUGCCCUGGGACCGUCUUCGGUGUCCUCGCAGGCAAGCGCGUGUGUCUGAAAUACCGACACGACCCUUCGCUGACUUCUCCGGUGCUAGAGGAGGAGCGGCGAGGGAUCUGGAAGGUUCUGUCUGCUUAGAAAGUUCUCCAGACACCCUCCAUCCCGCCACGGUAGAAGCAGACCUCGCCAAACAAACACCGAAGCAGUUGUGGAAAGGGCGGCGGUGCUGUCUGGGCUGUAGUGAAAUUUCGAGUUGCAAGAAAAGAAGCAGCAGGACCCUCUGUCUUGGAUCACUUCCACUAGACAGGCCCCAGCAGGUUAGCAGACAGCCUCUGGAGCCUUCAGCAUUCUGGUCCCUCCUUGCCACAUUCUUCACUUGGAGAAGCAGAGGGCCUUUGGAAAACAGCUUCUCCAAGGUGCAGCAACAUCUUAAUUUAAUAGAAUCUGGGCUGUAAGCAUCUUGGUGAUUUGUGGAGCUGCCAUCCCUGUCAAUCUUUCCAUUUUCUGGCAUCAAGAAGAUGGGAGUAUUCUGAGAGUUCUUACUACAUAAUGAUGAUGAGCAUGGGUUCUGGUGGGCCAGCCAUGAAAGGGUACCUUGUGGCCAUUUUCCUGAGUGCUGUCUUCCUCUAUUAUGUGCUGCACUGUAUACUAUGGGGAACAAACGUCUAUUGGGUACCACCUCUGGAAAUGCAACAAAGAAAUAAGAUCCAGUCUUGUUUAUCAAAGCCAGCUUUUGCCUCGCUCCUGAGGUUUCAUCCCUUUCACCCUUUUCUGUGUACAGGUGAUUUUAAAAAGCUUGCUUCCUUGUAUGGUAGCGAUAAGUUUGAUUUGCCCUAUGGGGUAAGAACAUCAGCGGAAUAUUUUCGACUCGCUCUUUCAAAACUGCAGAGUUGUGACCUCUUCGAUGAGUUUGACAACGUGCCAUGUAAAAAAUGCGUGGUGGUUGGUAAUGGAGGAGUUUUGAAGAAUAAGACAUUGGGAGAAAAAAUCGACUCCUAUGAUGUAAUAAUAAGAAUGAAUAAUGGCCCUGUUUUAGGACAUGAAGAGGAAGUGGGGAGAAGGACAACUUUCCGACUUUUUUAUCCAGAAUCUGUUUUUUCAGAUCCCAGUCACACUGACCCUAACACUACGGCCGUUCUUAUUGCCUUUAAGCCACAUGAUUUAAGGUGGCUAUUGGAACUGCUGACAGGUGGCAAAAUAAACACUAAUGGUUUUUGGAAGAAACCAGCCUUAAACCUGAUCUAUAAACCUUAUCAAAUCAGAAUUUUAGACCCUUUCAUUAUCAGAAUGGCAGCUUAUGAACUGCUUCAUUUUCCAAAAACGUUUCCCAAGAAUCAGAAACCCAAACACCCAACCACGGGAAUUAUUGCUAUCACACUGGCAUUUCACAUAUGUCAUGAAGUUCACCUAGCUGGUUUUAAAUACAACUUUUCUGACCUCAAGAGUCCUUUGCACUACUAUGGAAAUGCCACCAUGUCUUUGAUGAAUGAGAGUGCAUAUCACAAUGUGUCUGCAGAGCAGCUCUUUUUGAAGGACAUUAUGGAAAAAAACUUUGUAGUCAACUUGACCGAAGAUUGACCUUACAGAAUCAGAAGAUGAUGCUAACAGUGUUAGUUUUAUUUUUAUACUGCAAUUUUUAGUUUAUUUUUAAAUAUGUUGGAUGCACUUGUCGAAUAAUUAUGUAUAUUGUCUGUUGCUGCCUGGUGAGUCAUAACCACCAGCUUAAUGUCUGUGAAUAUAUUUAAUUUAUGGAAACUAAGAAAUGUUUAAAUAUCAGGGAAAUAAGUCUUGAUUGUAUUAUUUUAAAAGUAAGCUGAUUUUCUGAGGUGUUUUUAUACAUCUUUUUAUAUUUAGUUCACCUUGGGCUUCUGAAGGUAUGUGACUUCCUAAUAAUUAAGGGGAUGUAGUUUACCACAAAUAUUUUUGCUAUCAUGUGACAUUUUGAGAGGAGUAUGUGAUUCCUGAAAAUCUUGCUAGGGGGUGGGGGGUGGGGGAUGGCCUGUGAUUGUGCCUCGAUGUAGCAAACUGGAACUAUUUGGCAAUGGAGACCUAAGUUUCUUUCACCCUGUAAUUCAUAAAAAGCAUGACUAUGAUGAAUAAUUUGGUAGAACAAAGAUGACCUUUUCAGUUAAAAGAAUUACACUAAACAUAACAUUCUGGAUGAAUAAAGAAUUCAGUGACUAAG
Messenger RNA from Tupaia belangeri chinensis (Chinese tree shrew), 3349 nucleotides. It is a transcript of the gene ST3GAL6, whose product is annotated as ST3 beta-galactoside alpha-2,3-sialyltransferase 6. The record is from RefSeq and is a predicted model, not a curated record. Gene Ontology annotation, biological process: glycolipid biosynthetic process. Gene Ontology annotation, molecular function: sialyltransferase activity. NCBI's taxonomy places the organism in Eukaryota, Metazoa, Chordata, Mammalia, Scandentia, Tupaiidae.